UUUUUCCUACUUCUAGUCUGACAGAGCAAAGAGUAGGCUAAACCCCACCUUAUAUAUAGUGUGUGUGUGUGAGAGAGACAGAGAGAAAGAGAGAGAGGCGAAGCUUCUCUUCUUCUCUGCGACUUCGUGGGGGUAUUUCUUUGAAUCGAGAGAGCGACAUAAACCCUAACCCUAAUUGAAGCUCGUUGGGAAAACCUACGCAUUCCUUUGUUUACGAGGAGGGGAGAGGAAGGAAGACAAAGUCCUAUUUCGCAGAAGGAGAUGGGUAAGAAGAAGAAGAGGCCUUCGAAAGUUUGGUGUUAUUAUUGCGAUCGGGAGUUUGACGACGAGAAGAUCCUUGUUCAGCAUCAGAAAGCUAGGCACUUUAAAUGCCAUGUCUGCCAUAAGAAGCUCUCAACUGCAAGUGGAAUGGCAAUACAUGUUCUUCAGGUCCAUAAGGAGAACGUCACAAAGGUUCCUAAUGCUAAACCUGAAAGAGAAUCAACGGAAAUUGAGAUAUUCGGAAUGCAAGGGAUCCCACCUGAUAUUUUAGCGGCACACUAUGGAGAGCAAGAUGAAGAUGCCCCAUCAAAAAUGGCCAAACUGGAGAUUCCAACCCCAAAGCUUGGUGGUGUGGUCCCAGGAGCAGUAGGUGUUGGCUUUCCUCCGCAGUCCACUCUAGGUGCAAUGCAACCAAUUUACAAUUCUGCGUUAGCAAUGCCUCCUUCAGGUUGGCCAGUUCCUCCUCGCCCACAACCUUGGUUUCCACCGCAUCCAGCACUUUCAGUACCUCCUCCUGCACCUGUGGGAUUGGCACAGCAGCCUUUAUUUCCUAUACAGGCUGGGCAGCCUCCUCUUUCAUCCACAUCUCCACAGCAACCACCUUUUCCAAUCACGCCACUUGGAUUACCCUCAUCCACCCCGCUUGUUCCUGCUGUAUCUCAACCUUUAUUUCCAAUUAGUGUGAGUGCUACUGCCCCAACUCAUAGUUCACCGUUUUCAGCCGCUGUUCUUUCAACGACAACUCCACCGAGUGCGUCUGCAGAGCUUAAAAGCUUGGUUGACACAUAUUCAAGUGUGAACACUUCUACCGCAAAUAGCUACCAUGUCCCAGCUGUUCAAGGUGGUUCAUUUCUCAAUUCACAUACAUAUGCUUCAGGUCCAAAUACUGGUGGUCCUUCAAUAGGGCCGCCUCCUGUGAUAGCUAAUAAAGCUCCGGCAACCCAACCAGGAGCUAAUGAGGUUUAUUUAGUCUGGGAUGAUGAGGCAAUGUCCAUGGAGGAAAGAAGAAUGUCCUUACCAAAGUAUCAGGUGCAUGAUGAGACUAGCCAGGUAAGUUGUUACUGUAUCUCCCCUCUUAUUCUUCAAAUGGAUAUGCGAGUUGCUUUGCACAUCCGAAUGGAUGGUAAGGCUUUAUCUUUGCUGCUUUCAGAUUCAAUUAUUCAGACAUUCUUACAUAUGUUAGUGGUACUUUCAAAUGAAUACUGGGCCUGAAUUUUUUUCCGUGUUAAAUAAGAACAACCUUUGAAAAGAUCCUAUGGGCCCUUUAAUCAAAUAUCACUCUAGUUCUAACUAUGCUGGCCGAGGGGGCAUGGUGCUAUAUUUAACUGCCACUCUGCGGUUUGCAAGCAAUUCCACGGAUUUUUUGGGCAUCAAAAGAUUCAAGUAGGUAUUCACAUUAUCUUUGCUGGUAGUUAGUAUUUACAAAUCUGACAAGCAUGUUGCGAUCAGCUGGAGGUUUCUUCAAUCGGUCCACGCGAAAAAAAAUAGUGUAUGUAUUUGCUUUGUUGAAAAUUUUAAUUCUCCCUAUGAUUCAUUACAAAAUGUGGGGGUUUGUGAGGAACAAGAAUAUUUCCCACGGGAUUUUUCAAUUCAUAGCAUUUCUUGUUAUCUUUUUGAUCGUACAGUGCAUUCAGACUUGGCCCAGGUCAGCUUCUGUCUAUUUUGUCACUGGGGAAUGACUGGUGGUGAGAAUUUAUCUCUGAUUUUCAGUAGUGUGGUUUCAUUUUUCAGAUGAACUCAAUUGAUGCUGCCAUUGACAGAAGGAUAUCUGAAAGCAGGCUUGCUGGUCGAAUGGCCUUCUAGUUGCACCAUGGUAGAAGGUGGAUGAUCUAUAUAGAACUUCUCCAGAGGGCAAGCUUUCUCCAUGAACCAUAGAGACCAGAAUCCCAAGAGUAAAACCAGUCUUACUGUGUUCUUUUGGGACGGCACCACUGGUCACCAAAAUCAACUCUGUUGUAUUCAUUCAAACGGAGAUAGAAUAUAGAAACCAUUUUUUUUUUAAAUAUUUGGGGGGAUCAACUUUCUGAGAGAUGUAAUAACGUUUGAUAUGCUUUUAUUCGUUUCUUGGAUUUCAUUUUUAA
Macadamia integrifolia is the source of this 2342-nucleotide messenger RNA. RefSeq names its product protein SUPPRESSOR OF FRI 4-like. Gene Ontology annotation, cellular component: nucleus. Gene Ontology annotation, molecular function: DNA binding. The record is from RefSeq and is a predicted model, not a curated record. The transcript has 6 exons. NCBI's taxonomy places the organism in Eukaryota, Viridiplantae, Streptophyta, Magnoliopsida, Proteales, Proteaceae. Bases 262 to 1473 code for a protein of 403 amino acids.